CCGCGAGCUGUCAGUGCCCAUAAACGAAAGUUGUUCGGGCGACUUUCAGCCUCACAUACGUUAUCCGUCGCGCUCAGCUGAAAGCACCGCACUACAGCCGCCGCCGUACCGCACCUGUAUCCCCAGCCUAUCCCUAAACCUAGCCCCAAGCUACACCUCGAGCCAAUCCAAACCAUCACCUCGCAACCCAUGCGUUGCUUUGCGACAUGAAGUCCCGUCUCCAAGGGUGGGGGCCCCUUCCGCCCCCAUUGCCCGUUUCCUCUUCACUCUUUAUCACCGCCCCCUCCCCCGCGACACUGGGCAAUCCUCAUCCCCCCGUACACACCCGACGGCCUUGUGCCACUCUGCAAACAUCAUCAUGCUCCUCGCUCUACUCGAUACUCGUACAGCUCCACCUCUGCAUUCCGUGCGUUGCCUCUUCACAAGCUUCCAGCAAACCGAGCAGCUCCACCUCUGCAUUCGUGGGGGUAACAUCACAUCGCCUCGCCUCGAUCCCCUUCCUCGUGAUCUCUCCUCCCACUCGGACAACUACUCGGGCUCUCUCUCGUAAUUUAUCUCUACUAGUAGGUAUUCGCCGGUCGUCGCGGGCCUCCGUGCCGUCACGUCGCCACCGUGCCGUCGCUGUUCUCCACAGAUGUCGUCUUCACGAGCGUCGAUUUCGCUGCUCCUGCUCCUUCUCGCGCUCCUGGCGCCGGCGGGCGAGCGCGGCGGAGGCGGAAGCGGAGUGCGGAGGGCGUUGGCGCAGACGGACUGUCCGCUGAUCGGGCAGGGCAUCGACCCGUACACGGCGGGGCUGGCGGCCGACAAGACGCCCGUCUACCUCUCCGUGCUGCUCAAGAAGCUCAUCGCCGUCGACGAGAUCCAGUACAGCUUCAGCGCCUACUUCGCCGUCGUUGUCACGUGGCGCGACCCCAGAGUGAACGACACGGUGGCGAUCAACAAGGCGCUGACGACCAUGGGUCCCGCGCUGACGUGGCGAGCCACGGAGAAGUGCAAGCCGAACGCGACGUUUUCCGGGUUUAACAUCAGCCAGAACGACGACUGCCUCAAGAACUUGAAACAGAACAACCUUCCGCAGAUGGACGGCUGCAGCAAGCCAUGCACGCCUGCCGGCAUCACGUGCUGCGACUCCAUCUGGAUCCCCUCGCUCACCAUCCCCAACGUCAUACUCUACCCGCAAGACCGAUACCAAACUGAGAGCAUAUUCUUCUUCGGGGAUUACAGCACCGAUGCCAGUGCCGUGGACAGAGAGGCCAUUCUUGAAGGCACCUUCUCCUCCCCCUUCACCUUCCACAGCUUCCCCUUUGACACCCAGACCCUGCGUUUAACCGUGUCAGUGGAGGGCAGUGGCUUCUACCUGGUGGGCAGCAACUCGGGGCGCAAGUCCGAGCAGGGGGGCGGGCAGCUGGGGGGAGGGGGAGGCUCGUUUGUGAACGACGAGGUGACUGGGUGGAAGAUCACAAGUGUGGCUCUCGACUGCAAUCCUGCUCAGACCACCGUCGCCACUUCCGCCACCUACCAUCCAGAGGACCCCUGGACCGCUGUCCCUGCCAGCUCGGGUGGUGGGGAUGAUGGCAGUGCGAGUAACCAGAGCACCACGUGCAUCUUCACCAUCCAGAUCCAGCGCACCAGCGCUGUCUACGUCAUCUCGAUCCUGCUGCCGGUGAUCCUCAGUGUGUACCUCACCUUCACGUCUUUCGUUGCCAAGCCGGAGGAUCUUGAGAUUCGCUCCGGUGCCUGCCUCACGCUCUUCCUUGCGCUCGCCGCCAUCCAGUUCGUCAUCGACGAUCAGCUCCCACGCACAUCCGCCAUCACCAGCUUCGGCUAUCUGAUGAUCGUCUCCUACGUGGUCAUCUGGUUCUGCACCAUGGAGGCCCUCAUUGUCUUCGCCAUCGCCGAGCGCAUCGAGAAGAACGUCCAGGAGACUGUUAUCGAGAACCUGCCACCCGCAAUGACCAGGGCGUUCACUGUUGCGGACCCGGCAGCAAGCGAGAAGCUGAUGGAGGCGGAAGAAGGCGUGGAGCAAACUGAGAGCACAGAGGUGGAUGCCGUUGCUGAUGCUGCUGCCGAGAGGAGGGCUGCUGCAGCUGAGGAGAAGCAGAAGAAGAACGUCCCGGGCUUGCUGAGAUUCAGGUUGUUCGGCUACCAUGUAAGGCAAGCCAACCCUGACAGAGCCAAGGAAGGGAACUAUCGGCUUGCAGUCAACAUAGACAUCUUUUGUGGUCUAUUUUUCUUCGUUGGCUACACUGUCACCUGGAUAGUUCUCUACACCACUUGACACACGUUGGAUAGCAAAACAUGCCUGAAGUUUAGCCUUUACGGCAUUCAUUGUUGCAUAAGUUAUGCUAUAACAUGUUGAAGGGUGCAAGCAAGCAAUGCAUGUUCCCACCAGUAGAUAGAAUGCUGUAUGGAUGCACUAGACAUACGU
Messenger RNA from Closterium sp. NIES-67, 2428 nucleotides. The record is from the annotation of a GenBank genome assembly. NCBI's taxonomy places the organism in Eukaryota, Viridiplantae, Streptophyta, Zygnematophyceae, Desmidiales, Closteriaceae.